Messenger RNA from Gekko japonicus, 1412 nucleotides. RefSeq names its product bone morphogenetic protein 5 (gene BMP5). NCBI's taxonomy places the organism in Eukaryota, Metazoa, Chordata, Lepidosauria, Squamata, Gekkonidae. Gene Ontology annotation, cellular component: extracellular region. Gene Ontology annotation, biological process: SMAD protein signal transduction. Bases 1 to 1362 code for a protein of 453 amino acids. The transcript has 7 exons. Gene Ontology annotation, molecular function: growth factor activity; cytokine activity. The record is from RefSeq and is a predicted model, not a curated record.
AUGGACCAAACUGUUCUCAAAGUUCUAGUGAGCUUACUCUGGAAUUACUGGAUUUUAAUGGACUCUGCUAAGGGAAGCAUAGGAGAUAAUCACGUCCACUCCAGUUUUAUUUAUAGGAGGCUUCGAAACCAUGAAAGGAAAGAGAUCCAGAGAGAGAUUCUCUCUAUCCUGGGCUUACCUCACAGGCCCAGACCCUUCUCACCUGGAAAACAAGCUUCCUCUGCCCCUCUCUUCAUGCUGGACCUCUACAAUGCUAUGACCAAUGAAGAUGAGACUGAAGAACUGGAGUAUUCGCUAAGGGGACCUCUGGGAGGCGAGAGCAGAGGGUUAAGGAAGGGAUACCCUGCAUCUCCAAAUGGAUUCUCUCGAAGAAUACAGUUAUCACGUACAGCUCCAUUGACUACACAGAGCCCUCCGUUAGCUAGCCUGCAUGAUGCCAACUUUCUGAAUGAUGCAGACAUGGUCAUGAGCUUUGUCAAUUUAGUUGAAAGAGACAAGGACUUUUCCCACCAAAGACGGCAUUACAAAGAAUUUCGGUUUGACCUGACACAGAUCCCUUAUGGAGAAGCAGUGACUGCAGCUGAAUUUCGGAUUUACAAGGAUCAAAGUUAUAGUCGAUUUGAGAAUGAAACUAUUAAGAUCAGCAUUUAUCAGAUCAUAAAGGAGUACCCAAACAGGGAUGCAGACUUGUUCCUAUUAGAUACAAGAAAGACUCAAGCAUUUGAUGUUGGCUGGCUUGUAUUUGACAUCACCGUGACCAGCAAUCACUGGGUGAUUAAUCCACAGAAUAAUUUAGGACUGCAGCUCUGUGCAGAAAUAGCAGAUGGUCGCAGUAUCAAUGUAAAGUCAGCUGGUCUUAUAGGGAGGCACGGGCCGCAGUCAAAACAGCCAUUCAUGGUUGCAUUCUUCAAAGCCAGCGAAGUUCUUUUUCGAUCUGUCCGAGCUGCCAGCAACAAAAAGAAAAACCAGAACCGCAACAAAUCCAGCAGUCCUCAAGAUUCCUCAAGAAUGUCAAGUGUUGGGGAUUAUAACACAAGUGAACAGAAACAGGCCUGUAAAAAACAUGAACUCUACGUGAGCUUCCGAGACCUGGGGUGGGAGGAUUGGAUUAUAGCUCCAGAGGGCUAUGCAGCAUUUUAUUGUGAUGGAGAAUGUUCAUUUCCUCUCAAUGCCCACAUGAAUGCUACAAACCAUGCAAUAGUGCAGACUCUGGUCCAUUUAAUGUUUCCUGAUCAUGUUCCUAAGCCUUGUUGUGCCCCUACAAAACUGAAUGCCAUCUCUGUACUCUACUUCGACGACAGUUCAAAUGUCAUUUUGAAAAAGUACAGAAACAUGGUGGUGCGAUCGUGUGGUUGCCACUAGAAUCAGUUUGUAAAACAAAAGAUAUCAAAGGCCAGAGAUUUUCUGAGCCA